Molecule: messenger RNA, 810 nt
Organism: Trypanosoma rangeli
Lineage: Eukaryota; Euglenozoa; Kinetoplastea; Trypanosomatida; Trypanosomatidae
Exons: 1
Coding region: 1-810 (269 amino acids)
Biological process (GO): protein transport
Source: RefSeq, a predicted model, not a curated record
AUGCGGCUCUUUUCCAAAAAGCCUGUAUUCGACAGCGUGAAGGUGAAGGCUACCCUUCGAAUGGCUGGGACGCGUGUACGCAUGCAGCAGAACAAACUUGUCAAUGGCGUAAAGAUUCAACGGCGUCAAAUUGCAGAGCUCCUUGCACUGCAGAAGUACGAGUCGGCUCGCAUCAGGGUGGAGCAGGUGAUACGCGACGAUGUGGCUAUUGAGGGCCUUGAAGCGCUCUCACUUUUUCUUGAUCUUCUCGCUAACCGCGUUCAGAUGAUUGCAGAGAUUAAGGGUGGUAAAGGUGACGCCGCCGAGGCGCGGUGCCCACCGGAGCUUAAGGAAUGUAUCACUUCAGUUCUCUGGGCCUCUGUCCGCCUGGGGGAUGUUGCGCCGGAGCUGCAGAAUAUUAGGAAGUACUUCGAGAUAAAGUUUGGGAAGACCUUUGUGGCGAUGGGCGUAGAUAACACGGAAUUUUCUGUGAAUCAGACAAUUAUUGAUCGUCUUGGCAUAUUCACACCGUCAAAUGAACGUUGCCUGCAGUACCUCACCAUGAUUGCCUCUGAGUACAGCAUUGAGGGCUACGAUGAAGAGAAGUUGCGUGAUCCGAACACGUUAGUCGCCUCUGCCGCUGCCGCGAGCGGCGCCGCCAUAAUGCAUACCACCAAUGAGAAAAACGCAGUCGCCGCUGCCGCUGCCGCUGCAGGUGGAGCUGUCGCCAGUAGCGGCACCAUCAAAACACCAUCGGGACUGCGCAUUCCAAUACUGACGACCCCGCAUGACGAAUUGGAGUGGCGGCUGCUCCAACUAAAGAGAGCAUAA